AUGUCAGGAAAAGGUGGAAAAGCAGGCUCUACAGCAAAGGCGUCGCAGUCGAGAUCGGCCAAGGCCGGUCUAACGUUCCCCGUCGGUAGGGUGCACAGGCUCUUGAGAAAGGGCAACUAUGCGCAGAGAAUCGGUUCCGGUGCGCCUGUCUAUUUAACCGCUGUGUUGGAGUAUUUGGCCGCUGAAAUUUUGGAGUUGGCCGGUAAUGCUGCCAGGGAUAACAAGAAGACGAGAAUCAUCCCCAGACAUCUACAGUUGGCCAUCAGGAACGACGAUGAGUUGAACAAGUUGUUGGGCAAUGUCACGAUUGCACAGGGUGGUGUUUUGCCAAACAUCCAUGCCAAUUUGUUGCCCAAGAAGUCUGCCAAGGCUGCGAAGGCGUCGCAAGAGUUGUAA
Molecule: messenger RNA, 396 nt
Organism: Eremothecium cymbalariae DBVPG#7215
Lineage: Eukaryota; Fungi; Ascomycota; Saccharomycetes; Saccharomycetales; Saccharomycetaceae
Gene: HTA1
Product: histone H2A
Exons: 1
Coding region: 1-396 (131 amino acids)
Cellular component (GO): nucleosome
Molecular function (GO): structural constituent of chromatin; DNA binding; protein heterodimerization activity
Source: RefSeq, a predicted model, not a curated record